Molecule: messenger RNA, 1082 nt
Organism: Tricharina praecox
Lineage: Eukaryota; Fungi; Ascomycota; Pezizomycetes; Pezizales; Pyronemataceae
Exons: 1
Coding region: 436-888 (150 amino acids)
Source: RefSeq, a predicted model, not a curated record
CUCCACAAUGACAAUUCGCUCGUCCUCGCUCCUCGCGCCCCGCCCCCUCACUGCCUCCACCUUCCCGUUCUCCGAGGCCAUCUGUAACGCGGAUGACAUUCGACAGCGCGAGCGCGCGGGAAGCCGUAUGAAGGGUCACGGACAUGCCUUCUUUUUUCUUUUCGACGGCGCGAACGAAACGGAAACAGUCAGAGCAAGCAACUGAGUACACUCAUACACACCUCCAUACUCGGGCACUGUGUAUACGGGUAAGGCGUAUGAGUGUGCACGCACGGUGGUAACUAGGAGAUAUAUGCUGGCAUCUAGUAGUGUAUGCGGUGUAGGUAUAGUACAGUACUCUAAUCGUGCUGAGCCAACGCGGUCAUUUCGUCCGUCCCUUCUCCUCGCCCCCGCUGUCGUGUCAGCCCUGCCACAGAACUACAUUUGUGUAAGUAUAUGCACUCAGCGGAUACCCGAUGUCUGCCACUGCCAACAGACUUACGCCUGAUGCUUGUUCUCACCACCAUCAUCACGUCUCUUUUCGCCAGGGUCCAGUGCUCGGGCCGGCAGGGGAAAAAUCGACAACAGAAUGGCCCCCUCCCCUCUCUCAAUCCCUCCCUCCUCCUACUCCUUUCCCGUUCCCCCCUGUGGUCCCGCCCGUUCUGUCCGGCCUCUUCGAAUCGAUCCUUUCGCGGGCCACUUCGACGGUAUCUCCUUUACAUACAUGCCAGCAUAACAUCUCGCAGUCUCGCAGUGGAUGGCCCGGUUGAUGUCAUGCAUCGGCUGUCCAAUCGCCCCGUGGCUUUGGGUGCUAACCCAUCCCAGAAACCGCAGGCACACACCCAUUCGCACCCACACCUCACCUUCUGCUUGUGUGGCCCGCCCGCCUAUAUCCCGCCUAAACACUGAACAUGGCUAAGGGGAUGCUGGUCUCGACCGCUUUCGGGGUCGCAGCACGCCAGGAUCUUCAUGGCCACCACAUCCUGCCACCCCCCCAUCCCUCACAAGCGCAGGGCAGAGCACAUCCCGGCAGGCAACCAUGUCCGAGACAAGACGGAGUGGUGGUGGUGGUGGUGGUGGUGAAAUGUGGUGGUGGUAAAUAU